AUGACCGUUGCUAGUUCUAGGGGCCGUUUGAUAGCAGUCAUAGGUGAUGAGGAUACUUGUACAGGCUUUCUUUUGGGAGGCAUAGGUGAACUUGACAAGAAUCGUCGUCCAAAUUUUCUCGCCGUGGACAAAGACACCCCUUUAAGCGACAUCGAAAAUGCUUUUACAUCGUUUCUUACCCGAGAUGAUAUUGCCAUAAUUCUAAUAGUACAAAACGUCGCAGAAAUGAUUAGAUAUCUCAUCGACGCGCACACAGAGCCGAUUCCUGCAGUUUUGGAGAUACCGAGUAAGGAUAAACCAUACGACGCCAACAAAGAUUCAAUUCUGAAAAGGGCGAAGGGGAUGUUCUCAACAGAAGAUUUUAGAUGA
Echinococcus granulosus is the source of this 369-nucleotide messenger RNA. RefSeq names its product V-type proton ATPase subunit F. Gene Ontology annotation, biological process: proton transmembrane transport. Gene Ontology annotation, cellular component: membrane; proton-transporting V-type ATPase, V1 domain. The transcript has a single exon. The coding region runs from base 1 to 369 and encodes 122 amino acids. Gene Ontology annotation, molecular function: proton-transporting ATPase activity, rotational mechanism. NCBI's taxonomy places the organism in Eukaryota, Metazoa, Platyhelminthes, Cestoda, Cyclophyllidea, Taeniidae. The record is from RefSeq and is a predicted model, not a curated record.